Molecule: messenger RNA, 4173 nt
Organism: Momordica charantia (bitter melon)
Lineage: Eukaryota; Viridiplantae; Streptophyta; Magnoliopsida; Cucurbitales; Cucurbitaceae
Product: RING/FYVE/PHD zinc finger superfamily protein
Cellular component (GO): nucleus
Source: RefSeq, a predicted model, not a curated record
CCCAAAUUACCCUCCAAUUUCCCAAAUUGUGCAUCCUACAUCUCCCGAGGAUAUUUUUGCUGCUUCCAUCGAUUCGGGUUUAUCCAUCGAACCUCUUCGUUUACUCCCCCCGUUUCUGCAGAGAAGCCUUCUUCGCCAUACUCGCUUCCACUGACAUACUACAAAUUUCAGCUUCUUCCGCUCGUCGACCGCAUAAAUCUUGCCUUCCUUUGUCAUCAUGAUCGUAAUUGUUCAGUAAUUUCCAGGUGCGCACCCAGUUGAACGACAUCGAUCUGUUUUCGGCUCAUAUUGGAAGGUUUUUAGUAAAAUUUUGCACUCUGGGUUUCGUAAUUGUUCUCCUCAAAUCGGUAAUUUGAAUUAGGGUUUUCACUUUUUUCAAAACUUUUAUCGUUUUGGAGAUUCUGGGCGAUUAGGGCAGUUCGCCAUUGGAAUAGGGAUGAAGGGGCAGUCUAAUCGCCUUCAGAGUAUGGACCCUCCAGACGAUUGGGUCAAUGGUUCGUGGACGGUGGAUUGCAUCUGUGGCGUCAAUUUUGAUGAUGGGGAAGAAAUGGUUAACUGCGAUGAAUGUGGCGUCUGGGUGCACACAAGGUGUUCGCGCUACGUGAAGGGGGAUGAUAUUUUUGUUUGCGACAAGUGUAAGGGCAAGAACGAGAGGAACGAUUGUGAGGAGACUGAGGUUGCCCAGUUGCUGGUUGAACUUCCUACCAAAACCAUGAGUAUGGAGAGUACAUAUGUGUGUAACGGGCCACCCCAGCGCCCGUUUAGGCUUUGGACCGACAUACCGAUCGAGGAAAGGGUUCAUGUUCAUGGCAUUCCAGGUGGUGACCCUGCUUUGUUUACGGAGUUGUCAUCGUUAUUGACUCCGAAGUUGUGGAAUUGCACUGGGUAUGUUCCGAAGAAAUUUAGCUUUCAGUACCGGGAGUUCCCCUGUUGGGAUGAGGACCAGAGUAAUACUGUAGAUAAUGAAAAAAACGAGAAUCCUGCUGAUAAAGGUGCUGGUGUUCUUUUCUCUUUGUCUAAGGACAAUGUAUUGGCUACCCCUGUGGCAGCUUUGAUUGGUAUGAGAAGCAAAGUUGGGGAUGACAGAAAUGAGUUUUUGAAUGAAAAGCAGGGUGCAAGUGAAGAUUUGAAUAGGUGUGCUGAAAAUGGCGUGAGGGAGAGAAGCUUUCUAAGACCUCUCAUACUACAUUCUGGUAAGUGUAAAAAAGAAGAUUAUUUGGUAUCGAAAGAUCAAUCUGGGAAGAUGAAGUCUACACCCUCUGAUAAGGUGACCAACAUUAAGAAGAGAAUUGAUCAUGCCUCUAAAAUAGUGUUUACAUCGAUGAAUGAUGAAAAACAAUCGACAUUUUAUCAAGACAGAGAUUUGAAGUACUUCAAGGCUGAUAGUGAAAAUCCUAGGAACAAGAAUUCAAGGGAAAUGGUGGUUCGAGAAUCUUCAUCAGAUGCCCACGAUGUAGCAAAUAAAAAUCACGAGAAUCCUAAACACAGUUCUGAGCUCUCUCCUGAUAUCUUUUCUUCUGCGAUAUCUAAAAACAAUAGUGUCAAUGCAGUUCAACCGAAGGAAGAAAAUGGAGUUCAAGUUGCUCUAGCAGUUGAGAAUUCCACCAAAAUUGAGGGUGAUGCACCAUCCCUAUUUGCUAAGAAAGAUGUUGGAAAUGUCAUGAAACAGGGAGGUGGUAAAGCUCUUGAAAAUUCAGACGAGGGUGUUGCAGGAUUUUCUAGGAAUGUUGUGAAGCCUUCUUUUGAAGCUAUAACUCUCACUGGACAUGAAAUCAAGGAUGAUCAGAUUCAAGAUGUUAAUUGUGGCAAUUCGAUAGAUUCAUUGCAUACAGAUGUCAAAUUGAAAAUGGAUAAGCAACAUGAUGUGUCUGGAGGAGCUUUGAACUUCCAGUCUUCUUCACAUGUAGAUGCUGUAGAGCUGCAGAAAUGUAAUGAUCGCAUGGCUGGAAGUUUUAAGGUUAUUUCUGGUGCAGAAUGCAGUUCGCAAUUGGGUGGCCAUGUGGCAGAAGAACACAACAGAAGUUCUGAAGCUGCUAGCAAUUAUCGCCUUGAAAAGGCUGAUGAACUAUGUAGUAAUCCAUGUGAGUUUAAACAGGAAUGGGACUGGCCUGAAGGUAGCACAGCAAUGCAUAUAAAUUCUUUGAAACCCCAAAAUGGCUCUGAAUUUGCUGCUGAAAAGCCAUCAAAGUCAGGUGGAAUGGUUUUACACCAUCAUGUAUUACCUGAUCAACACAAAACAGUGGUAUGUGCUGGAAAAUCUUCCCCUGCAUCGUCAAAUGUUAUAGUUUCCAAAGCAUCUAUAUCCAAUGACUUAACACCUACAGAUCCUGAAAACCUAGAAGGUACAGCCGCCAAACAUGAGGCAGUCUCUGGAAGUUGUGGUGGCAGUAGGAAAGAAUGUUCUUCAAAAGAUGUUGACAGAGAUGAAGAAAGGGAUAAACUGACUCGGAGAAGAGUUAAAGAGCAUCCAAACGAGUGCUCAAAUGCUGCUACCAAUUCAUCAUACUCUGUCAGAGACUUGCAAGAUCCCGUUUCAAAAAAAACCGCUUUGCAUAUAAAAGAUUCUGUUGUACUCUCAACUGUUAAAACAUCUUUGGUACAUAAUGUACCAGAUAGUUCAGGUGACAGUGAGUCCAUUGAGUCACAUCUCAAUCAUAAGGGUUUGAAUGCACAAAACAAGAUUUCAGGCUCAUCUUUGCCUCAAAGAGGUGACAAGCCUAACCAGACGAACUUUCAUCCUCCAUCUAAGGUUAAUCAGCGUCACGCAACAACCAUGUAUCCUCCAACAACUACAAAUCCAGCAGCUGCGCUGAGUGAUGAAGAGCUUGCCUUCCUUUUACAUCAAGAACUCAAUAGUUCACCUAGAGUACCUCGUGUACCCCGAUUGCGUCACACAGGCAGCUCACCACAGUUGGGUUCGCCAAAUGCCACGAGCAUGCUAAUAAAGCGUACUUCUUCUUCUAGGGGAAGAGACCAUGCUUCGGCUUCUAGAAUGAAAAACAAGGACACCUCAAGAGAUGCAUUUCGCAGUUCCCGCGAGCCCGAUGAUGAAGUUAAAAGAACUGAUGAAGUUCUGUCUUCUCCUGAUCAGAGAAGGCAAGAGACAAGUAAUUCUGCUGAUGCAUCUAAGAGGGAAGAAAAUGGAUCUCCAACAAGAUUGAAUGCUCUUAAGAAAAAUGUAUUUUCAACUUAUGCUACAAAUACUGCAAGCAGUGGCCCAUCUUCAUCAAUGGAAGCAAAUGAUCAUAAUAAUUCAUCUAUACGGAAUUCGCCAAGAAACACGUCUGAUGAUGACACAGGCAUGGUUGGAGAAGGUCCUGUUCAUCACACUUUACCUGGCUUGAUUAAUGAGAUUAUGAGCAAAGGAAGGCGCAUGACUUAUGAAGAACUAUGUAAUGCCGUAUUGCCACACUGGCAUAACUUGAGGAAGCACAAUGGAGAGCGCUAUGCUUAUUCAAGUCAUUCACAAGCUGUUCUUGAUUGUCUAAGAAACCGACAUGAGUGGGCUCGAUUGGUUGACCGUGGUCCAAAGACAAAUUCAAGUAGGAAAAGGCGUAAAUUUGACGUUGAAGAAUCUGAGGAUAGUGAAUACGGUAAAGGGAGAACGGUGAAGGUUAUAGAAGGUAAAGGCCUUGAGUCCCAGAAAGAAGAGUUUCCAAAGCGCAAGAGGAACACUCGAAAAAGAAGAUUGUCUCUUCAAGGAAAAGGUAUAAAGGAUAUUAGGAAGCGACGUAAGGCAGACAUGUUUACUGACGAUGACGUUGGUCUGCUUUCUGAUUCAAGUGAUGGAAGCAUGUUCAGUGAGGAUGAGCUGCAGGAUGUUGAUGAAUGUCCACAAAGAAGAGAAGCCUCUGGCUCAGAUGAGUAGUUUGGAUGGCAUUUUGUUAGUUGUGUUCUCUAUGUUGUGGAUGGAAUUUACUGUAUUCCAGUUACAACAUUGCCAUAUUCAAGGAAUCUGGGGCAGCCUUUGUUGCAUAGCUUCUGUAGUGUAACUUUUACUCUUCAUCAGGCUGCUUCAUUUUUUUCCUUUUGUAAGUGGAAAUUUGUGAAUAUUGUUGCAACUUUUGCAUGUAUGUAUUAAUUUUAUCGAAGAAUCAACAGCGCGAUACUUCUGGAUCUUUAUUCAUUCAAAAUCGAAUACUUGUAAUCGCAUCCAAAAGAAUGUUUCUGAUC